Orycteropus afer afer is the source of this 3213-nucleotide messenger RNA. It is a transcript of the gene GUCY2C, whose product is annotated as guanylate cyclase 2C. The record is from RefSeq and is a predicted model, not a curated record. Gene Ontology annotation, biological process: cGMP biosynthetic process; protein phosphorylation; receptor guanylyl cyclase signaling pathway. Lineage: Eukaryota; Metazoa; Chordata; Mammalia; Tubulidentata; Orycteropodidae. Bases 1 to 3213 code for a protein of 1070 amino acids. Gene Ontology annotation, molecular function: guanylate cyclase activity; protein kinase activity; peptide receptor activity. The transcript is spliced from 27 exons.
AUGAAGACACCACAGUUGGGCUUGGCUUUGUGGUUGCUGCUUGUCCAGCCUGGGCUGAUGUUCUGGGCCUCUCAGGUGAUUCAGAACUGUGACAAUGGCAGCUACGAGAUCAGUGUUCUGAUGAUGAACAACUCAGCCUUCCCAGUGCCCCUGGAAGUCUUGAAAGAAGUGGUCAACGUUGGAUUGGUAAGAGUGAGGGAGCUCCUGCAAAAUGCUGGUAUAAAUGUGACUGUGAAUGCUAGAUUUAUCUAUUCAGAUUCUUGGAUUUAUAAGUCAAGUGACUGCCGGAGUAGCACCUGUGAAGGUCUGGACCUUCUCAGGAAAAUUUCAGAAGACAAACAGAUGGGCUGUGUCCUCUUGGGGCCCUCAUGCACAUAUUCCACCUUCCAGAUGUACCUUGACACAGAAUUGAACUAUCCGAUGAUUUCAGCGGGAAGUUUUGGAUUGUCAUGUGACUACAAAGAGACCUUAACCAGGCUGAUGUCCCCAGCUAGGAAGUUGAUGUACUUUUUGGUUGACUUUUGGAAGGUCAAUAAUCUGCCAUUCAAAACUUUUUCCUGGAACACUGCAUAUGUUUACAAGAACACUACAGAGUCUGAAGACUGUUUCUGGUACCUUAAUGCUCUGGAGGCUGGAGUUUCCUAUUUUUCUGAGGAACUGGGCUUCAAGGAUGUGUUAAGACGAGAUGACCAGUUUCAGGAUAUCUUAAUGGAUCCAAACAGGAAAAGCAAUGUGAUUGUUAUGUGUGGGACACCCAGUAUCAUCAACUCCCUUAAGGGUGACCGGCCAGUGGCUGAAGACACUGUCAUCAUUCUAGUGGAUCUAUUCAAUAACGUGUACUUUGAGGAAAACGUUACAGCCCCUGACUUUAUGAAAAAUGUCCUUGUGCUAACACUGCCUCCUAUAAAUAGCUCUUCUUCCUCCAAAGACCUAGCACUGACAGAAAAUGACUUUUCUCUUGCUUACUUGGAUGGAGUCUUGCUCUUUGGACAUAUGUUGAAGAUGUUUCUUGAAAAUGGAGAAAGCAUGGUUACCUCCAAAUUUGCUCAUGCUUUUAGGAACCUCACAUUUGAAGGAUACUUGGGUCCUGUGACUUUGGAUGACAGUGGUGAUAUUGACAAUACUAUGGUGCUUCUGUAUACCUCUGUGGAUACCAACAAAUACAAGGUUCUUUUGACUUAUGACACUCAUACAAAUAGUACUGAACCAGUGGAUAUAAGACCAACAUUCAUCUGGAAGAACCAUAAACUUCCAAAUGAUAUUCCAGGCCUAGGUCCUCAUAUCCUAAUGAUUGCAGUCUUCGCGCUUACUGGAACUGUGAUUCUGCUCCUGCUCAUUGCUCUCCUGGUGCUGAGAAAAUACAAAAGAGAUAAUGAACUUCGUCAGAAAAAAUGGUUCCACAUUCCUCCUGAAAAAAUCCUUCCUCUGGAGACCAAUGAGACCAAUCAUAUUAGCCUGAAGAUCGAUGAUGACAAGAGACGUGAUACAAUGCAGAGACUACGACAGUGCAAAUACGACAAAAAGCGAGUGAUUCUAAAAGAUCUCAAGCACAAUGAUGGUAAUUUCACUGAAAGACAGAAGAUAGAAUUGAACAAGUUGCUUCAGAUUGACUAUUACAACCUGACCAAGUUCUACGGCACAGUGAAGCUUGAUUCUAUGAUCUUUGGCGUUGUUGAAUACUGUGAGAGAGGAUCCCUCCGGGAAGUUUUAAAUGACACAAUUUCCUACCCCGAUGGUACAUUCAUGGAUUGGGAGUUUAAGAUAUCUGUCUUGUAUGACAUUGCUAAGGGGAUGUCAUAUCUGCACUCCAGUAAGACAGAAGUCCAUGGUCGUCUGAAGUCCACUAACUGUGUAGUAGACAGCCGAAUGGUGGUGAAGAUCACUGAUUUUGGCUGCAAUUCCAUUUUACCUCCCACCAAAGACUUGUGGACAGCCCCAGAACACCUUCGCCAAGCCAACGUCUCUCAGAAAGGAGAUGUAUACAGCUAUGGGAUCAUCGCCCAGGAGAUCGUUCUGCGGAGAGAAACCUUCUACACAUUGAGCUGCCGGGACCAGAAUGAGAAGAUUUUCAGAGUGGAGCAUUCCAUAGGACUGAAACCCUUCCGCCCAGAUCUGUUCCUGGAAACAGCAGAGGAAAAAGAGCUAGAAGUGUAUCUACUUGUAAAAAGCUGUUGGGAGGAGGAUCCAGAAAAGAGACCAGACUUCAAGAAAAUUGAGAAUACACUAGCCAAGAUAUUUGGCCUUUUUCAUGACCAAAAAAAUGAAAGUUAUAUGGACACCUUGAUCCGACGUCUACAGCUAUAUUCUCGAAAUCUGGAACAUCUGGUAGAGGAAAGGACACAGCUGUACAAGGCAGAGCGGGACAGAGCUGACAGACUUAACUUCAUGCUGCUCCCAAGGCUAGUAGUAAAGUCUCUGAAGGAGAAAGGCAUUGUGGAGCCUGAACUAUAUGAGGAAGUUACAAUUUACUUCAGUGACAUUGUGGGUUUCACUACUAUCUGCAAAUACAGUACUCCCAUGGAAGUGGUGGACAUGCUCAAUGACAUCUAUAAGAGUUUUGACCACAUUCUCGAUCACCAUGAUGUCUACAAGGUGGAGACCAUUGGUGAUGCCUAUAUGGUGGCUAGUGGUUUGCCUAAGAGAAAUGGAAACCGGCAUGCAAUAGACAUCGCCAAGAUGGCCUUGGAUAUCCUCAGCUUUAUGGGGACCUUCCAGCUGGAGCAUCUUCCCGGCCUGCCAAUAUGGAUCCGCAUUGGAGUCCACUCUGGUCCCUGUGCUGCAGGAGUGGUGGGGAUCAAGAUGCCUCGGUAUUGCCUAUUUGGAGAUACUGUCAACACAGCCUCCAGGAUGGAAUCCACUGGCCUUCCCUUGAGAAUUCAUGUGAGUGGCUCCACUAUAGCCAUCCUGAAGAGAACCGAGUGUCAGUUCCUGUAUGAAGUGAGAGGAGAAACAUACUUAAAGGGACGAGGAACUGAGACCACCUACUGGCUGACCGGGGUGAAGGACCAGGAGUACAAUCUGCCAGCCCCUCCAACUGUGGAGAAUCAACAGCGCUUGCAAGCAGAAUUUUCAGACAUGCUUGCCAACUCUUUACAGAAAAGACAGGCUGCAGGGAUAAGAAACCGAAAACCAACAAGGAUAGCCAGCUACAAAAAAGGGAGUCUGGAAUACUUGCAACUGAACACCACAGGCAAGGAGAGCACCUAUUUUUAA